Molecule: messenger RNA, 2306 nt
Organism: Polistes dominula (European paper wasp)
Lineage: Eukaryota; Metazoa; Arthropoda; Insecta; Hymenoptera; Vespidae
Gene: chinmo
Product: Chronologically inappropriate morphogenesis
Biological process (GO): regulation of transcription by RNA polymerase II
Cellular component (GO): nucleus
Molecular function (GO): protein binding
Source: RefSeq, a predicted model, not a curated record
AGUCAGGGGUGCAGCCGCACAGGGCGGUAGUGACGGGCGUGACGUAGUCGGUGGAGGAUGUACGCCCCUGUCAGCGAGGGUACCAGCAACCAACAACCAGUCCUGGUCAAUCCAUGGUGGUUUCAUCCGCCAGUUGGAAGAACAGUUGGGCACGAGCGCAACAAAGAAGGGCGCAACCUGUUCGAAGGUGGCAGUGACAACAGAGGUAGCGAAGAUUACGGGGUGGUUGGGUCUAAGGGUGGCAUCAUGGACUCUCAUCAGCAACAAUUUUGUCUUAAAUGGAACAGUUUCGGCACCAAUCUAGCAACGGCCUUCUCGAAUUUAUUCCAAAGCGACAGACUCGCUGAUGUCACCCUUUUCUGCGAGGGAGUAACGUUCAAAGCGCACAAAUUGAUCCUCGCAGCAUGCAGCAAACAUUUCCAGGAACUUUUCGAAGGGACUCCACCAUUUCCCGCAGGACUGAUCGUUAUUCUAAACGGGACGAGCGCCGAUAAUAUGAGAUCACUUCUCGAAUUUAUGUACCGCGGUGAGGUACACGUGUCACAAGAUUCUCUCAGUUCUUUUCUCAAGGCAGCGGAAUGCCUUCAAGUGAAAGGUCUAUCGAUCGAGCACGAGAAACUAGCAGUGGCGCACAGACACGCGGCAGGGAGCAAUAAUUCGUCAACGGACACAGGCAACAACAACAACAACAAUAACAACAGCAGUAACAACAACAACAACAACAACAAUAUUGGAAUUAGUAGCAGCAGCAGCAGUGUUGGACCUGGUGGUAACCUCGAUGACAAUGCCACCACCAAUGGGGGUAAUGCAAGUGGUAGUAUCGUUGCUGGCACCGGUGCCGUAUCCAGUGCAAGUACCUCCUGUGAGGAUGGAAUUGAUGACAUUGUUGAUCCCAAUAAUGAGGCCGGUGAAGUCCCAAUGCUGAGGAAUAGUAUAAAAAGAUGCAGAGAUGCAACCCCUACGCCUGCACCUUCCCCAGCACCGGCAUACCCCGUACCAAACAUAUUUCCCCAAUUUUAUGAAAGCCCUCCCAAGAAGGUAAUGAGAAGUUCGAACGAGGUUGACGCGUUAGGUAGGGCGAGCGUUUUGCGCGACGGUGCAACGUUCCGGCCAGCAUCUGCACCACAACCACAUCUUUUGGAAAAUCAUUUUUAUCAACCGUUUGCUCAUCCAUCUGAUACACCUGCCCAUUCGCAUACUGCGCCCCAUACACCAACGGAACUAGAACAGGAAUUGGAACAAGCAAGAUCGGAGGAACGUAAUAACUGUGAUCACAAGGAAAGCGUCGCGGAAGAUUUACGAAUAAAACAAGAACCAAUGGCAUUGACGGAUCGAGAACAAGCUGAAACAUUGGCAGAAAGAUUGUCGAGCGAGGUGUAUUCCGGUGAUAGGGGGUUCGAGGGUUAUUGCACUAAUUCGAAACUUUUUUCACGUGGUGCACAAAUGGGAUCCGCGAUGUUAUCGAUACCACCGGCACAUCCACCGACUACAGAUAUAAAACCAGCUUUAAGUAGCCCUGCCAUGUGGAAUACGAAGAUAAACAAGGCUGGAACCGUAUCGACACCCGAGGGUAAAAAAUUGAAGUGUCCAUAUUGCGAGAAAUUGUACGGUUACGAGACGAAUUUGCGUGCCCAUAUACGUCAACGUCAUCAAGGAAUUAGGGUACAUUGUCCAUAUUGUACGAGAACAUUUACAAGAAACAACACUGUUAGACGGCAUAUUGCACGUGAACACAAAGCUGAGGUGAAUCUAAAAGUUUUCCAACAAACGAAUCAUUCGGUAUCCGAUUCCGUGCAACAGUAACAACAUAAUCCUUGACGUUUUUAUCAUCAUUGCCGUCAUCAUCAUCAUCAUCAUCAUCAUCAACAACAACAACAUCAUCGUCAUCAUUGUCGUCGUCGUCGUCGUCGUCGUCGUUGUAAUCGUCGUCAUUAUGGUUGUUAACAACCCUAAUCUUCGUCCUUAUUUUAUUUUCUUCGUGAUUCCGUGACUCAACCAACAUCAAAGGAAAUAUUUGAAGAAAAAAGGGCAAAGGGAAUAUGAAAGGAAUGAAAUAUUUAUCAAUACCACCGAAACGCAACAUGAAUUUUUUUGUUUUGCUAUCGGAUUUAUGCUACACGAAGAAACGAAGAGGAAGAGAAGGAUGAGGAGGUGGGGAAGGGGAACUUUUUAAUAGUUCGCUCUCACCCCCCAUCGCAACAACCCUUCGACGUUCGACUCGAAUACCGUCCCUUAUCACUUGAUCGGUAAAAAAAAAAAAAACAAAGUAAGACGAUGUUCCAACACUGUUUAUUCAAAACAAAAAA